This is a messenger RNA of Theobroma umbraticum, 2403 nucleotides long. The record is from RefSeq and is a predicted model, not a curated record. NCBI's taxonomy places the organism in Eukaryota, Viridiplantae, Streptophyta, Magnoliopsida, Malvales, Malvaceae.
UCUCGUUUGUAGUCAAAAGAAAACAACAAUGGGGAAUGCUGACCAGAGGCCGAAGCCUGGUAAGAAGCGGUCUUGCGACCCAACAGGCCGUUGCAUGUUAUGCAAAACCUGGCCAGACGAGGAAGAUAUAAUCGAUUGCAUCAUCUGCAAAACCCCUUGGCACCUGACUUGCCUCAUUGCCAUUCGCGAAUCCCUUGCCUUGGAGGAUAUUGGCAUGGGGUGCCCUGAUUGCCACGACAACAACAACCCCACUAAAGAAGAAGGAGCCGUCGUCGUGGACGAAGCCACCGUGACUGGUGGUGCUUCUUCUUCUUCUGGUGACACUAUAGUUGCUAAGAUUAUGGCGAUCCAGGCUGACGGGUCGCUGACGGAGGAGGAGAAAGCCAGGAAGAGGCAGGAGUUGCUUAGCGGGAGAGUUGCUGGACCGGAGAAAGAGAAUGGUGGAAAAAAUAAGGGUAAGGGGAAAGAGAAGAUGGUCGAGGGUAAAUGUGACGCGUUGGAGGUCUCUGAUGAGAGCUUCAACUGCUCCAUUUGCUUAAAGAUGCUUGACAGACCUGUUUCGACUCCGUGCGGGCACAAUUUCUGCUUGAAAUGUUUCCAGAGUUCUACUCGACGACAAAGGAACUGCACUUGUCCGUUAUGCCGUAACCCAAUACCUUCCGCAAUGGCAAGUCAACCUCGCAUCAACCUUAUGCUAGUGUUUGCCAUUCGAAAGGCAAAGAUGUUGAGCUCGAAUGCUUCUGACUUGCCUUCAAGGGUUUAUGAAUAUGUACGCAAUCAAGAUAGGCCGGACAAGGCGUACACUACGGAGCGGGCUAAGAAGAGCGGGAAGGCUAAUGCUGCCAGUGGUAGGAUAUUUGUCACUGUGCCAACAGAUCAUUUCGGUCCUAUUCUGGCUGAAAAUGAUCCAGAGAGGAACCGAGGGGUGCUGGUUGGAGACACUUGGGCAGAUCGGUUAGAAUGCCGGCAGUGGGGUGCUCACUUUCCUCCUAUUAAAGGCAUUGCCGGCCAACAAGAUCACGGUGCACAGUCAGUCAUACUCUCUGGAGGUUACGAAGACGACGAGGACCAUGGAGAGUGGUUCCUUUACACAGGAAGUGGGGGAAGAGACCUGAGUGGGAACAAAAGGACUAAUAAGGACCAAUCUUUUGAUCAAGAGUUUAAGAGUGGGAAUGAGUCUCUUCGUCUCAGUUGCAAAAAUGGUUACCCUAUCAGAGUUAUUAGGUCGUUUAAAGACAAGCAUUCUUCAUAUGCUCCUGAAAAUGGCCUACGUUAUGAUGGAAUUUACAGAGUUGAAAAAUGCUGGUUAAAUGUUGGAGUUCAGGGUUUCAAGGUUUGUCGAUAUUUAUUUGUUAGGUGUGACAAUGAUCCUGCCCCAUGGACAAGUGAUGUGCUUGGGGAUUGCCCUAGACCUUUGCCAGUCCUUGAAGAGCUGAAAAAGGCAUCGAAUGUAACGGAGAGAAAGGAAAGCCCAUCAUGGGACUAUGAUGAGGCUGAUGGUUGCUGGAAGUGGGUUAAACCGCCACCUAUCAGCAAGCAAAAGGAAAAUACUGGUAAUUCUGGUGGCAGGAAGAGGUCAAGGAUAAUAGUUAAGCAGGCACAGAGUGCAGCUGCUAAAAAGAGGCUUCAAAAACAAUACGGUUGCCCCAUCUGUAAGGAAGUGCUGGAAAUGCCAGUAACAACACCAUGCGGUCAUAAUUUUUGCAAGUCUUGUCUAGAAGGUGUAUUUGCUGGCCAUUCACUUGUAAGAGAGAGAAAUGCAGGUGGACGACCACUGCGGUCAAAAAGAAAUGUCUUGAAGUGCCCUUCUUGCCCAAGUGACUUAUCCGAAUAUUUGAACAACUUAAAGGCUGCAAGAAUUCUUGCAAACUUGAUUGUGAUGGGCUCUGGAAUAUUAGGAAGGGCUGUGUUUCAGGCGUAUCGUCAAGCACUUGCAAAUGCCUCAAAAUCUGGUGUCGCUCAAGAAACAGUGCAGAAUAUCAGGAGAGCAAGCAAAAUUAUGGCUGAACCAGAGGCUAGGCAGAUUUUAGGGGUCACAGAGCAUUCAUCAUGGGAUGAAAUCUUGCAGAAAUAUGACAACUUGUUUGAGCAAAAUGCUAAGAAUGGGAGCUUUUACCUGCAGUCAAAGGUUCAUCAAGCUAAAGAAUGUUUGGAAACAGUUUACCAAAAGAAAGCUCAGGGAACCAUGGAUGCAUGAUUGGUGGAAUUUGUUCCAGCCACGCUGAUCACCCAAUUUAGCAAAUCCUAAUUCUUUUUGAUCCCUAUGAGCUCAUAUAAAUAAGUAUUCUUUUUCACCUAUUGUGUUAACACUGUGCUGGUAUGCACAACCUUUGGCUAUACCAGAUGUUGCAUUGCAACUAUUUACUGGAAUCCCAUUAAAGAAAUGAUAGCAAUAACCUUUAA